AUGGUGCCUUCAGUUUCGACCUUGGCCACCCUGGCCUUCUUCGGCACGUCGGCUGUCGUUGCUCAGAAUACUCCAACUUGUUCACUAACCCAGAAGUGCCCUGAAGAGUCGCCUUGCUGCUCCCAAUAUGGACAAUGCGGUGUCGGUGCGUACUGCCUCGGUGGCUGCGAUCCCCGAAUGUCUUUCUCUCUCGACUCUUGCGUGCCAGCUCCUGUCUGCCAGGAUAAGACAAUGUCCAUGAAGGACACGAGCGGAAUAGUGGAUGUCCAAGAUUAUCUCGGUGACCCCUCCAAGGCCGAUUGGGUAUCUCAGGGUGUCCCUCUGACCUACAACGGCAACGUCAUUCUAACCAUGCCGCCCAACUCGGUCGGAACUGUGCUGGCCUCGACUGUCUAUAUGUGGUACGGAACCGUCAAGGCUAGAAUGAAGACUUCGAAGGAUGCUGGUGUGGUCACUGCCUUCAUCCUCUUGAGUGAUGUUAAAGACGAGAUUGAUUACGAAUGGGUCGGUACCGAGCUCGAUAUCGCCCAGACCAACUACUAUUUCCAAGGCAUUCCGAACUACCACCAUUCCGGCAACAUUACCAGCCUUUCCAAUACCAAUACCGAAUGGCACGAUUACGAGAUCCGCUGGACACCCGAGAAGAUCGAGUGGUAUGUGGAUGGAAAGGUGGGACGUACGCAACUGAAGUCAGACACAUGGAACGAGACAGCAAACCAAUGGAACUUCCCCCAGACCCCGGCACGUGUCCAGUUGUCCAUUUGGCCCGGAGGUGCUGCUUCGAACGGAGAGGGAACCAUCGACUGGGCAGGCGGCCCCAUCGAUUGGGACAGCGACGCCAUCAAGAAGGACAAGUACUACUAUGCCUCAGUCAGCGAGGUCAGCAUCGAAUGCUACAAGACGGACUCGGGAGCCGGCACGAACUCGGGCAAGAGCUAUACGUAUGAUAGCUGGUUGGGCACGAAUAACACCGUUAUCGACGGCGACAAGAACACGAUCCUCAAGUCCCUACUUGGAACAGGCCUCGACAUGGACGCGGAUUAUCCGAGCGCUAGCGGCAGUUCUGCGCAGACCUCGAUGGAGGUCGUACCGGGACUGAGUGGUGGUGGCGUUGGCACGAAUGGCCAGGCCGCUGGUGAGGCCCAUGGUGGGAAUGGUGACAGUGGCAACAAUGGUGGUUCUUCCACGCCUGCGAACGGAGGCUCGUCAGAUUGUAAUAGUGGGUUCUCGCAGGACUGCGGCUCUUCUGGAAAUGGUGAUGACUCGAAUAAGAACCAGGGCGCGAGAACACAGGAACAUGCGCUUGGGGCUAGCGCAUUUGCUGCUCUUGUUGCUGUUGCGGGGAUGCUUUGGUUGUAG
Molecule: messenger RNA, 1359 nt
Organism: Xylaria bambusicola
Lineage: Eukaryota; Fungi; Ascomycota; Sordariomycetes; Xylariales; Xylariaceae
Product: glycoside hydrolase family 16 protein
Exons: 3
Coding region: 1-1359 (452 amino acids)
Biological process (GO): carbohydrate metabolic process; fungal-type cell wall organization
Cellular component (GO): fungal-type cell wall
Molecular function (GO): glycosyltransferase activity; hydrolase activity, hydrolyzing O-glycosyl compounds
Source: RefSeq, a predicted model, not a curated record